AUGGAUAACACAUUUGAUUAUAGCCAAAUAGAUAUAGAUGAUUUUGAUGAAUUCAACGAUUUCUGUAAUAUAAGAGACAAGAAAAAAAAAAAAGAUAGUUAUUUUUCUGCUGAUUAUGAUGAAAAUAAUAAAAAAGGUACUGAUAGUACAAAAAAUAAAGAAGGAGUAAGAAAAAGUAAGAAAGAAAAAAGUCAUAAAAAGAAUAAAAAAAAUAGUAAAUCAACUAAUUAUUCUUAUUCUUCUAAUGAGAAAAGAUUAGAUAAUGUAGAAGAAAAUGAAGAAUAUGAUUCUCUUUAUAAAAAAAAAAAAAAAAAUUAUAAAAAUAAUCAAUAUUUAAAUUCGAAUAAUUUGCAAAAUAAUUUAGACAGCGUAAUUGAAAAAAGUAGUUAUGAUGAUAAUAAGUCCAAUAAAUAUAUGGAGAAUUUAAAAGAAGAUUAUGACAUAGGAAAAAAAAAGAGUUAUGAAGAAAAUAACAAAAAAUAUAUAAAUGACAGUAAUAAUAAUAAUAAUAAUUCUAACUCUAAAUCAAAGAAUAAUAAAAAUAAAGAAAAAUUAAAAUAUUACAGAUGUCGCUAUUGUGAAAUUGAUUCAAUUGACAGCGUUGUUCAAUGCAAUAAUUGUAAUCGGUGGUUUUGUAAUGGCUCAUAUGGGACAUGUGGUAGUCAUAUUGUUACUCAUUUAGUUCGAUCGAAACAUAAAGAAAUUAAAUUACAUAAAAAUAGUUUACUAGGUGAAACAAUUUUAGAAUGUUACAAUUGUGGUUGCAGAAAUGUAUUCUUGUUAGGUUUCUUGCCAACUUCAGAAGAAGGAGUAGUUGUCAUUAUCUGUAGAGAUCCAUGUUUAGCUAAUUGUAUUUCAUUAAAUGAAAAAAAUAUAACAAAAAAUGAAAAUAAAAGUAUCAUAAAAGAAGAGGGGGAGGAAAAGGAAGAAAAGGAUAAAGAAGAUGAAGAUGAAAAUAGUGAAGAGGAUAGUACAAAUAAAAGAAAGAAUGAAAUCAGUGUGAGUGAUGAAAAUGAAUAUAGUGAUUUGAAUGAACAAGAAAAAAAUAAAAUUGGUGAUAAUUAUAUUAAUAAUGAAAGAAAUGAAAUAAAUAAUAAUAAGAAGAAAUUUAAUGAAAGUGAAGAAAGGAAUAAAAUAAAUAAUAAAGAAAAAAUUAAUAGCUGUGAUAAUGAAGAUGGAAAAAAGAAAAAGAAAAAAGAAAAAAAGAGUAAUAAUAACAAUAUAUACAAUAAUUUAGAGGAAUUAGGAAAUAUAAAAGAUUGGAAUUUAAAAAAGUGGCAGCCUUUGAUAGAAGAUAGAAGUUUUCUUGAUUGGUUAGUUAGCAUACCAUCUACUGAAGAAGCAGAAAAAAAAGGUAAAUUAGCUACUUCUUAUAAUGUAAAUAAAUUAGAAGAAUUGUGGAAAAAUAAAAAGGAUGUUUAUAUAGAUGAAUUAGAUUUAGAAAUAUUAAAUGAUGAGCCAAUAAAAGUUGAAUUAAAAUAUGAGGAUGCUCACCAUUAUCAAUCAAUAUUCGCACCACUUGUUCAAUUAGAAGCAGAUUAUGAUAAAUCUAUAAAAGAAGGCCAAAAGCAAGCAAAUGUUACUGUUCGAUGGGAUGUUGGUUUAAAUAAAAAGAGAUAUGCUCAUUUCAUUUAUGUAAAAGAGGAGAGUGAAUUAAGAUUGGUAGCAGGAGAUGAAUUGAAAUUAUCAUAUACAUAUCCAAAUGGAAAGGUGUGGAGUUGUGAAGGACAUAUAUCAAGAUUACAUAAUACAGAAGAAAUAGCACUGGAAUUAAGAAUUUUAGGCACGGCUGAUGGGCCUUGGGUAGAUAAUAUAACUACAGGAUUUACUGUUGAAUUUGUUUGGAAAAGUACUGCUUAUGAUCGUAUGCAAUUAGCAUUGAAUGAAUUUGCAUUAAAUUCUUAUUCAUUAAGUGGCUUUUUAUAUCAUAAAUUAUUAGGACAUGAUAUUUCAGAAGAUUCUUUAGAAUAUAAUAAAAAUAAUUUUUAUAAACAGAUGCAAAAAAAAGUAAUGAGUAUAAGAAAUUAUUCAGCACCAAAUUUAGCUCCCCUUAACCAUUCUCAAAUAGAUGCAAUUAAAAAAAGUUUACUAUCUCCUUUAUCAUUAAUUCAAGGUCCACCAGGAACAGGAAAAACGUUAACUUGUGCAACGUUAGUGUAUCAUUUAUCGAAAAUGAAUAUGGGUAAAGUUUUGGUAACAGCUCCAAGUAAUGUAGCUGUAGAUCAAUUAUCUGUCCGAAUACACAGAAGUGGUUUAAAAGUAGUAAGAUUAUGUGCGAAAAGUAGAGAAUCUGUACCAAGUGUAGCUGACUAUUUAUAUUUACAUAAUCAAAUGAAAUUACUGAAAACAGAUAUAGGUGAAGAAUUAAAUAAACUACUAGAAUUAAAAGAGGAAGUAGGGGAAUUAUCUCAAAAAGAUGAAAGGAGAUUAAAAAAAUUAAUUUCUUAUGCAGAACAUGAAAUAUUAAUAGCAGCUGAUGUUAUUUGUGCUACAUGCGUUGGUGCUAUGGAUAAAAGGUUAAAAAAAUUUCGUUUUCGUCAAGUAUUAGUUGAUGAAGCUACACAAUCAACAGAACCUGAAUGCUUGGUUCCAUUAGUGACAGGUGCAAAGCAAAUUGUUUUAGUUGGUGAUCAUUGUCAGCUAGGGCCGAUUAUUGUUUGCAAAAAAGCAGCAAAUGCAGGAUUAGGAAAAAGUUUAUUUGAAAGAUUGGUCAUGUUAGGGAUUACUCCAUUUAGAUUAGAAGUACAGUAUCGUAUGCAUCCAGCUUUAAGUGAAUUUCCUUCAUAUGUUUUUUAUGAUGGAAGUUUGCAAAAUGGAAUUACAUUGAAAGAAAGGGAAUAUCCUUUGAAAGAUUUUCCUUGGCCCAAUCCUAAAUGCCCAAUGUUUUUUUAUAAUUCAACAGGACUUGAAGAAAUGUCUGCAUCUGGAACAAGUUAUUUAAAUAGAAGUGAAGCAUCUAAUAUGGAAAAAUUAGUUCGAACAUUAUUGAAAUGUGGCUUAAAACCUAAUCAAAUAGGUGUCAUUACCCCUUAUGAAGGGCAAAGAGCAUAUAUCACUUCAUUGUUCCAAAAAAAUAUUUCUUUUCAACAUUCAGCAGAAAUUGAAGUUGCUUCUGUUGAUGCUUUUCAAGGAAGAGAAAAAGAUUUUAUUCUUUUAUCAUGUGUUAGAUCUAAUAAAAAAUUAGGUAUAGGUUUCUUAAACGAUCCUAGAAGAUUAAAUGUUGCUUUAACUAGAGCUAAAUAUGGACUAAUAAUAUGUGGUAAUGCAAAAGUAUUAUCGAGACAUCAUUUCAUAUCAAAAGAAAAAAUAAAUUCCAAUGAAACAAUUACUAAUGUUAAUUCAGUAUGGAUAAAUUUGUUAAGUCAAUUCAAAAAAAAAGAUUUAAUUGUAGAAGGAUGUUUAUCUAAUUUAAAGCCUGUUAAUAUUAAUAUUCCUACUCCUACAAAAUUGCCAUCUAGAUAUACUAAUUUCAAUUAUUUUCAAAAUUAUGAAAAAGAAAAAAAUAAAAUAUCUAAUACCUCACACAACAGAAAAUAUAAUAGUAAUAAUAAUAAUAAUUCAUUUAUCAAUGUUAAUCUAUCUAAUAAUAGUUACUGUAGUGAUUCUAUUAUAAAUAAAGAUUUUUUUAGUUAUAUUAAUAAACAUGGAAAUAAAAAUAUUUUUAAUUCAUAUAUUAAUAAUUUAAGUCAGUUAUCUCAAUUUAAUGAUUAUUCUAUUGAUACUAAAAAUUUCUUAACAGAAAAUAACAAAAAUUAUGAUAUGUCUAUUCCACCAAACAAUAAUUUCUCAACUCAUAAUUUAUUGUAUUAUAAUAAUCAAAGUGAAGAUAAAAAUGUAUCUAAUAAUUCAUUAGAUUUAAAUAAUAAGGAAAGUUAUGAUAAUUCUGUUUCAAAAAACUACGAUAUGUUUUUUCCCUAUUUAUUUUAUUAUAAAAAUAAUCAAAAUAAUGGUUCUAUUCCAUAUAUAUAUUUGAAUGAGAAAAAUGAAUCUACUCAGUCAACUACAAAUAAAAAAUUCAAAAAUAACAUUUUGAGUAAUUCUCCUAUUCAAAAUAUGAUGUCUCAAGGUAGUUCUAUGAUUUUUGAUGAUUUUAAAUUAAAUUGUGAUAAUACACAACAACUAUCUCAAAAUACGCAAUUUACCUAA
Plasmodium relictum is the source of this 4146-nucleotide messenger RNA. Its product is annotated as regulator of nonsense transcripts, putative. Lineage: Eukaryota; Apicomplexa; Aconoidasida; Haemosporida; Plasmodiidae. Gene Ontology annotation, biological process: nuclear-transcribed mRNA catabolic process, nonsense-mediated decay. The coding region runs from base 1 to 4146 and encodes 1381 amino acids. Gene Ontology annotation, molecular function: ATP binding; RNA helicase activity; zinc ion binding. The record is from RefSeq and is a predicted model, not a curated record. The transcript has a single exon. Gene Ontology annotation, cellular component: cytoplasm.